Molecule: messenger RNA, 1246 nt
Organism: Cuscuta epithymum
Lineage: Eukaryota; Viridiplantae; Streptophyta; Magnoliopsida; Solanales; Convolvulaceae
Source: the annotation of a GenBank genome assembly
UUUUUUCGGCCCUUUUCGAUAAAAACUCCUCCUACUGGGGAGUGAGGUCAGUUAUGAAGUAGGACAAAUCUGUCCAAACAUGGAGAAAAAGGGGUGCCCUGAGGAGCUCCGCAUGUUCGCUGAGGCUUCCUAAAGUAAAAGAUUAGUGAAAUUCGCUGAGCAAAGCCAAGCUUUUUGGAACCAGCUAUGCCAAUCAAAUGGGUUUUGCACUGGCAGCCAAAUGCUGGUACAACAGUCAACACCCAAAUCCUUUCAGAGGUUUCUCAAUGUGUCGAGAGCAUCAAUGGAGCCAAAGAAGGAAGGUGGAAAACUACUCUCAGCUUCUACAAGCCCAUACUCAGAGACCAAGCUAAUGCCAAUGAAUUUCCGCGUGAUUUUUUUGGGGAUUUCACUUCAAGAGGCAGCCUGGCAAGUAUUACUUUGUGCUUAGAGGGCAAUGCCUAGUUAUGGAAGCAGAAUCAUCAAUCCAGACUAUAAUGGAGAAGCUCCAGUCAUAUAAAACUAGAGUUGCACUUAAUUUUGAGGGGCUUCAAUACCAACUUGGUGACUUUCGGCUGCGAGUGGGAAAAGUUGCCCCAAUUCACACUGAGGCUUUGAGGGGAAUAGUAAUGGAGAUGGAGUAUCUUCCUAUCUCUUCAUGGGAAACAUCACAUCAAAUCAUGGGAGAGUUUUUUGAUAUCUGGAAGGAGGCUCUCUCAAAGAGAUCACUGCCAGGCCAUUUCGUGCAUAUUGAACCAAACUUCACAGAGUUUGCCCUUGCUGAUCAGUACUCUUCUCAGCACACAGCCGUACAGUAUGCUUGUAUCAUGGCUCAAAUGCUUGCCACCGCUCAAUCGGCCCAGGCUAUGAGAACUUAGGCACGUCACCAGCAAAUCCCCAUCUAUAAAUGUUUGUACAAUUUGAAUAUGACCCUACUUUUGCUAAAAGAUGAUCCAUUUGGAUGUGGGCUACAUUGUGCAAGCUAACGAUUGUGUCCCUUAAAAUAUUUCCAAGAUAUAUAUAUAUAUAUAUAUCUAAAAUAUUAUAAUAGUCAAUGAAGGUAAGGGUACUUUAGGUAUGAAAAAUGUGUUGGUGUAAUUAUAUGCUAAUGUAAACUUGUACUUUGAACAAAAAUGAUUGUACCUUAGUGUGUCUAGCAGCUUUAAUGUCUAAUGAAUCCUACAUUCCGUUAGUAUUCCGUUAGUUAGCCUACUUUCAAGCUUUUACAUUAAGCUUUCCAUCGAUUAGAUUAUUACUCCAUCACUAC